Messenger RNA from Lates calcarifer (barramundi perch), 940 nucleotides. RefSeq names its product microfibril associated protein 5 (gene mfap5). The record is from RefSeq and is a predicted model, not a curated record. Gene Ontology annotation, biological process: embryonic eye morphogenesis. The transcript has 7 exons. NCBI's taxonomy places the organism in Eukaryota, Metazoa, Chordata, Actinopteri, Centropomidae. Gene Ontology annotation, cellular component: microfibril. Bases 143 to 526 code for a protein of 127 amino acids.
CAAGGGGGAGGAGGAGGAGGAGGGAGGAGGAGGAGGAGAGGGAAGGAGGGGAAAGAGGAGAAGACAAAAGAUUCAUAAAACUAAAGCAGUUGUGGACGACAGCAAAAGUUCUUGUAAAGCGUACCUCUUACAAGUUGAAGGAAUGGGCAGCCUUCCAGUGGUCCUGCUCCUCUGCAGUUUCCACGUGCUCACAGCUGGAGCCCAAGACCAGCAGUCUGAGACGCCUGCACCUGCAGCCACCUUGCCAUCCAACUGUAGGGAGGAGAUGUACCCGUGCACCAGGAUGUACUCAGUUCACAAGCCCAUCAAGAGAUGUAUCGGUGGUCUUUGCAUCUACAGCCUCCCUCGUGUCUACGUGAUCAACAAAGAGAUCUGCAUGAGGACCGUGUGCGAGCAGGAUGAGUAUCUGAAAGCCGAGCUGUGCAGAGAGCUGUCCGGGUGGCCCAGACGUUUCGAAAGGUCAUCUAAUAGGAAACCCUGCCGCAAUCGCCGUAGCAACCCCAAAACCUGGGCAAACAACGCCUGAUGGGGGCCCUGGGAUCUGCGACGUGACCACUGGUGAGAAUGGAGCCCCCCCCCAACCCCCCCUUAGAGACACAACAACCAGAGGCGUCGUCAUAAAAACAGCCCAUAACACCAUAAAUCCACUGCUCAACACCUGGGGGUCUCUUAUGUGCUGAGUCAUAUCUAUGUUUAUGUAUUAGUCUUUUAAUUGUGUGUGAAUAUUGAAGGUGCGCUCAUUUCAUCUGUGUGUUGUUGGACACAGAUCAUGUCUUCCAUGGUUUACGAUCCAUUUAAGGUACUGUAGUAAUGGGCCUAUAGCAGCACUGAGUCGUUUCAUUGCACAAAAAAAGACCCACUCUGUUGAGGAUUGUAAGGUACUCAUUGACAAUCCAAUAUUAUGUGCACUAUUGUAUCCAAUAAAAUAUAACUACAUUUA